CCUGGCCCGGGAGGCUUGGGCGCGCGCAGCCAGCCCCGGCCACGCCAGAGACCGGGGGACUCAGGCAGGGGCGGGCCGCCGGCGGGACGGGAUGCUGGGCGAGGGCCUCCGCCCGCUCACCAUGGUCGAGGGACGCUUCUCCAAGUUUCUGAAGAAACUCGCCUUCUCGGGCGCGGGCCACCAGUACCAGCUGCUGGAGAGGGGCGAGUUGGAAACCUUGAUUGAUGGACAAAAUGAGUUGAAAGCCAUUGAGAAAGAGAAGACGGUGGUCGCUCUGCCACCCAAGGAAGCAAGCAAAUGCCACAGAGAGGAUCUGGCCGAAGCAUUUUAUGUAGAUUUACAGAACGGGCUGUCAGAGUUCUCGGUGACACAGCGCAGGCUGGUCCAUGGCUGGAAUGAGUUUGUCGCUGAUAACACAGAACCCGUGUGGAAGAAAUAUCUCGAUCAGUUUAAGAACCCCCUGAUCCUGCUGCUUCUGGCCUCUGCCUUGGUGAGCGUCCUGACGAAGAAUUACGAGGAUGCCAUCAGCAUCGCCAUGGCCGUGCUGAUCGUGGUCACCGUCGCCUUCAUCCAGGAGUACAGGUCGGAGAAAUCUCUGGAAGAGCUGACCAAGCUGGUACCUCCCGAAUGUAACUGCAUAAGAGAAGGGAAGCUCCAGCAUCUUCUUGCUCGAGACCUGGUGCCUGGAGACAUCGUGUCUCUCUCCAUCGGAGACCGGAUCCCUGCAGACAUCCGUCUCACAGAGGUCACAGACCUCCUGGUGGACGAGUCCAGUUUCACGGGAGAAGCCGAGCCGAGCAGUAAGACGGACACCCCGCUGACGGGCGCGGGCGACCUCACCACCCUGAGCAACAUUGUCUUCAUGGGGACCCUGGUGCAGUACGGGAAGGGACAGGGCGUCGUGAUCGGAACAGGAGAAAGAUCCCAGUUCGGAGAAGUGUUUAAGAUGAUGCAGGCUGAAGAGACGCCUAAAACUCCUCUACAAAAAAGCAUGGACAAACUGGGGAAGCAAUUGACACUUUUCUCAUUCGGCAUAAUUGGCCUGAUCAUGUUCACGGGCUGGCUGCAAGGGAAGCGCCUCCUCAGCAUGUUCACCAUCGGGGUCAGCCUGGCUGUGGCCGCCAUUCCCGAGGGUCUGCCCAUCGUCGUCACAGUUACGCUGGUCCUGGGAGUGCUGCGGAUGGCCAGGAAGCGGGUCAUUGUGAAGAAGCUGCCGAUCGUGGAGACUUUAGGUUGCUGCAAUGUCAUCUGUUCCGAUAAGACGGGAACUCUGACUGCCAAUGAAAUGACUGUCACCCAACUUGUGACGUCUGACGGGCUCCACGCUGAGGUCAGCGGAGUUGGCUACAACGGCCAAGGGACUGUCUGUCUUUUACCCUCAAAGGAAGUCAUUAAGCAGUUUUCCAACGUCUCAGUGGGGAAAUUAGUGGAGGCAGGCUGUGUCGCCAACAACGCCAUCAUCAGAAAAAACGCCGUGAUGGGGCAGCCCACGGAGGGCGCCUUGAUGGCCCUGGCCAUGAAGAUGGGCUUAAGUGAUAUUAAGGAUUCAUACAUGCGAAAAAAAGAGAUUCCAUUCAGUUCGGAGCAGAAGUGGAUGGCGGUCCAGUGCAGCCCCAAGAAUGAAGAGCAGGAAGACAUCUACUUCAUGAAGGGGGCCUUCGAGGAAGUGAUUCGUUACUGUACCAUGUACAACCACGGGGGUAUCCCCCUGCCGCUGACGCCCCAGCAGCGAGCCUUCUGCCAGCAGGAGGAGAAGAGGAUGGGGUCUCUCGGCCUGCGGGUGCUGGCCCUGGCUUCUGGGCCCGAGCUGGGGAAGCUGACGUUCCUGGGUCUCAUCGGAAUCAUCGACCCUCCGAGGGCCGGCGUGGAGGAGGCGGUCCACGUUCUCUCUGAUUCGGGCUUGUCCGUGAAAAUGAUAACGGGAGACGCUCUGGAGACGGCCUUGGCGAUAGGAAGAAACAUCGGCCUGUGCAACGGGAAGCUGAGCGCCAUGUCCGGGGAAGAGGUGGAAAGCGCCGAGCAGGGCGCGCUGGCCGAGCGCGUCGGGAAGGUGUCUGUCUUCUUCAGGACCAGCCCAAAGCACAAACUCAAAAUCAUCAAGGCUUUGCAGGAGUCGGGGGCGAUCGUGGCCAUGACGGGGGACGGGGUGAACGACGCGGUCGCCCUGAAAUCAGCGGACAUCGGGAUUGCCAUGGGGCAGACAGGGACGGACGUCAGCAAGGAGGCCGCCAACAUGAUCCUGGUGGACGAUGACUUCUCAGCCAUCAUGAAUGCGGUGGAGGAAGGCAAGGGGAUUUUUCAUAACAUCAAGAACUUUGUCCGAUUUCAGCUGAGCACGAGCAUCUCGGCCUUGAGCCUCAUCACUCUGUCCACCGUGUGCAACCUGCCCAGCCCCCUCAAUGCCAUGCAGAUCCUGUGGAUCAACAUCAUCAUGGAUGGGCCGCCGGCGCAGAGCUUGGGGGUAGAGCCGGUCGACAGGGACACCCUCAGGCAGCCGCCACGGAACAUCAAGGACGUCAUACUCGGCAGAGCCCUCAUCCUGAAGAUCCUCCUGUCGGCCGCCGCCAUCAUCAGCGGGACCCUCUUCAUCUUCUGGAAAGAGAUGCCCGAAGACAAGGCAAGCACCCCGCGCACCACGACCAUGACCUUCACCUGUUUCGUGCUCUUCGACCUCUUCAACGCCUUGACCUGCCGCUCCCAGACCAAGCUGAUAUUCGAGAUCGGCUUCCUCAGGAACCGCACGUUCCUCUACUCCGUGCUCGGGUCUGUUCUGGGGCAGCUGGCGGUGAUAUACCUGCCGCCCCUGCAGAAGGUCUUCCAGACAGAGAACCUGGGGGCGCUCGGGGUCCCCAAGACUAUCUUCAGGCUCAGUGAUUCUCGAGAAGGACUCACAGGAAGAGGACAACCAGAGGCUCUGUGUUUUGAACCCUCCCAGAUUCUUCCCUUUGGUUCUCAUUUGUAUCCUUUCCCUGUGAUAAAUAUGACCAUCAGCAUGAUAGGUUUCCAUGAGUUUUUUUUUUUUUUUUUUUUUUUAGCAAAUUAUCCAACCUGAGGGUGGUUUGGGGAAUUCCCUGAACUUGCAAUUGGUUUCAAAAGUCUUGGGUAGACUUUGCCAUCUGGAGGACUGUGCCCUUAACUUCAAGUAGGCCUCAAAUCAGGUACUAUGGAAAAACUGGUGAAAUUCACAUAAGGUUUGAGCUGUUUAGUUCAUAGUAUUGCAUUAACUCUGAUUUCCUGGUUUUGAUUAUUUGGUCUGUGGUUAUUGAAGAUGUUUUCAUUGGGGGAAGCUGGGUGCCAUCACAGGAACUCUCUGCACUAUUUUUACAACUUCUAUGUCAAUCUAAAAUUAUUUCAAAAUAAAGUUCAAGGAAAAAAAAGACUCAAAAAAAUUGAGCAAAAAUGUACCAGGCAAAUGCAGACAACAACUCAUGCAACAGGGGUGACACUACUAAUGUCAGAUGAGAUUUUAAAAAUCCAGGCCAAAAGCAUUCAGUGAGACAAAGAAGGGAAUUUAAUAAGACAUAACCACCACCGAAAACCUAACAGGCCUGGGUAUGUACCAACACAACAUCCAAAUUCAUAGAGCACAGUAGAGGAAAUUUAGGAAAAACACAGAAACUUCACUAGGAGACUCUUAACUGACCACAAGCAAGGAAAUUGAUCUCAAAAAGUAGAUACAGGUGACCUCGCUCAUCACUAACCUGCCAUAUAAGGACACCACUGAAACCUCGAUUGAUUCCAGGAAGUAGAUGUGAUACAGUCGACCUCUCUAAUCACUGUUCAACAAAACCACAAAAGAAGCUGUGGAGGGGGCUUCCCUGGUGGCGCAGUGGU
Messenger RNA from Balaenoptera musculus (blue whale), 3834 nucleotides. RefSeq names its product ATPase secretory pathway Ca2+ transporting 2 (gene ATP2C2). The transcript has 27 exons. Gene Ontology annotation, cellular component: endoplasmic reticulum; Golgi membrane; plasma membrane. Gene Ontology annotation, molecular function: ATP hydrolysis activity; ATP binding; P-type calcium transporter activity. The coding region runs from base 92 to 3052 and encodes 986 amino acids. The record is from RefSeq and is a predicted model, not a curated record. Lineage: Eukaryota; Metazoa; Chordata; Mammalia; Artiodactyla; Balaenopteridae. Gene Ontology annotation, biological process: manganese ion transport; calcium ion transmembrane transport; intracellular calcium ion homeostasis.